Molecule: messenger RNA, 2628 nt
Organism: Vidua chalybeata
Lineage: Eukaryota; Metazoa; Chordata; Aves; Passeriformes; Viduidae
Gene: PARS2
Product: prolyl-tRNA synthetase 2, mitochondrial
Exons: 2
Coding region: 596-2008 (470 amino acids)
Biological process (GO): prolyl-tRNA aminoacylation
Cellular component (GO): cytoplasm; mitochondrion
Molecular function (GO): ATP binding; proline-tRNA ligase activity
Source: RefSeq, a predicted model, not a curated record
GGGUGUGCGUGUGCGCGGGUGUGCGCGUGUGUUCAGGUUUGAGUGCGCGCUCAGGUGUGAGUGUGCGCUCAGGUGUGAGUGCGUGCUCAGGUGUGUUGGUGUGCUUGGUGUGUUCAGAUGUGAGUGUGUGUUCAGGUGUGUUUGUGUGCUCAUGGGUGAGUGUUUGCUCUGGUGUGUUUGUGUGUUUGGUGUGUUGGUGCGCUCAGGUGUUCCCCCGUAGCAUCCCCACGUGUCCAUGCCGUACCUGUACAUCCCGGAAGGUGCUCCCGCGUGUGCAGCAUCAUCCCGUGUGUGUGCCCGUGUGCCGGUGUGCCCGUGCCGUGUUCAUGCGUGUCCAUGUACCGGUGUGUCCCGGGAAGUGCCCGGGGCUGUGUGAACGCCGUGCACGGGGUACCUGUAUGUGUGCCCAGGUGUGCCCGUGCAGCAUUCCCGUGUCCGGGUACCCGUGUAUCCCGGAGAGCGCUCACGCGCGCACCCCCGGCGCGUGUGGGUCCGUGUGAGCUCUGACACCGCGUGUGGGUGUCAGGGUGGCGCAGACCCCGCGCUGACCCCGCUCUGUCCCGCUCUCCCUCCGCAGGCCCUCUCCGUGCCCGCCAUGCAGGCCUUGCUGAGGAGCUGCCGUCUCCCGGCGCUGGGCGCCCGUCAGCGCGGGACCAGGGCCCGGCACGGUGGCGCCCCGGGCAGGGCCAGGCGCCUGCUGCUCUCGCAGCUCUUCCAGCCGCUGGCCCUGCCCGUGGGCGGCCAGGCGGGCUCCGAGGGCCGGCCCGGGGAGCCCACCUGCCGCAGCCAGCGGCUGAUGCUCCAGGGGGGGCUCAUCCAUCCCACCAGCCCCGGCUGCUACUGCUACCUGCCGCCCACCGUCCGCGCCAUGGAGAAGCUGAUCAAGGUGAUGGACGAGGAGAUGCGGGCCGUGGGUGGGCAGAAGCUGAACCUGCCCAGCCUGUGCUCGGCGGAGCUGUGGCGCGCCAGCGGCCGCUGGGACCAGAUGGGGCCGGAGCUCUUCCGGCUGGUGGAUCGGCACGACCACGAUUACUGCCUGGGCCCCACGCACGAGGAGGUGGUGACGGCGCUGGUGGCCUCGCAGAGCGGGCUGUCCUACAAGCAGCUCCCGCUGCGCCUCUACCAGGUCACCAGGAAGUUCCGAGACGAGCCCAAGCCCCGCUUCGGCUUGCUGCGCAGCCGGGAGUUCUACAUGAAGGACAUGUACACCUUCGACAGCUCCGAGGAGGCGGCUCGGCGCACCUACGAGCAGGUGUGCGCUGCCUACUGCCGCCUCUUCACCCGCCUGGGCCUGCCCUUCGUCAAGGUGGAGGCGGCCACGGGCAGCAUCGGCGGCAGCACGUCCCACGAGUUCCAGCUGCCAGCAGACGUCGGCGAGGACAGGCUGCUGCUGUGCCCUCAGGGGCACUUCGCGGCCAACGUGGAGACGCUAAACGGGGAGCAAACCUCGUGCCCCGCGUGCGGGGAGAAACUCGCCGAGACCAGAGGCAUCGAGGUGGGGCACACGUUUUACCUGGGCACCAAGUACUCCUCCGUCGCCAACGCCGUCUUCUCCUCCGCCGAGAACAAACCCCAGCUGGCAGAAAUGGGCUGCUACGGCCUGGGCGUCACUCGCAUCCUGGCGGCCUCCAUCGAGGUGCUCUCCACCGAGGACAGCAUCCGCUGGCCGAGCCUCAUCGCGCCCUACCAGCUCUGCUUCAUCCCCCCCAAGAGGGGCAGCAAGGAGGAGGAGGAGGGCGCGGCGCUGCUGGAGCGGGUGUACAAUGAGCUGGCCGAAGCGCUGCCCCACCUCGCUGGCGACUCGGUGCUGGACGACCGGAGCCAGCUGACCAUCGGCAAAAGGCUGAAGGAUGCCAAAAGGCUGGGCUAUCCCUACGUGGUGGUGGCUGGGAAGAGGGUCUGCGAGGACCCCCCGGUCUUUGAGGUUUGGAAUCAGAAUGCCAGCGAGGUUUUGUUCCUCACCAAAGAAGGCGUCAUAGAGCUGCUGAGUAAAGUGCAAGUCCCUUAAAUGCCUCCUCUCUGAAUCCGUCAUCUCUGCAGCAGUGAGUUCAUCUGAGCAGCCCUGGCGAUGGCUCUGGGUGAGCAGAGGCAAAUCCAACUCACGUCAGAGCCAGCCGCGGCGUCCUGCACGUGUGCAGGGUGCUGAGGUUGAGCUGGAAUCAGCCCACAUUCCCCCACAGGGUUGGGGACGUUCCUCCCUCUGGGUACAGCUCCCUGGAAGCUGCUUUUUCCAGCAUUUGUAGCCUCGUGUGGCUGUGGGAGCACUGGCACGGCCAUCCCCUCACUGCCUGGCCGGGACAGACUGGCCAUGGCCUUUGUCACAGCACAGCCAAAACUGCCCAGGGUGACAGGAGGGCUCCCCUUGGUGCCUCGUUCUCAGGAAGAAGGAUUCUAAGAGAGACAAAAGAAGGUGACUUCCCUGUGUUUGCAUUUCUUUGGGAACACCCAGGUCCCAUGAAGGUGGAAGCUUGCUAUGGCAAGCUCCUGUGAGGAACUGCUUGGUGCCAUCCCAGCAGCACUGACGGGACAGGGAGCUGCUUGGAGGGGGUCACCUCACCCUGUUCCACAGCUCCUCAGUCUGAGAUCUAGAGAUCAUGAUCAACACUGUAAUAAAAUCACGGAAUCGUU